Molecule: messenger RNA, 507 nt
Organism: Trichoderma virens Gv29-8
Lineage: Eukaryota; Fungi; Ascomycota; Sordariomycetes; Hypocreales; Hypocreaceae
Exons: 1
Biological process (GO): intracellular calcium ion homeostasis
Cellular component (GO): perinuclear region of cytoplasm
Source: RefSeq, a predicted model, not a curated record
AUGAUUGGGAAUGCGGCGGCUUUCGAUAACUGUCCCAAGCACAAGACUAAGCUGGGUGGGCUGAUCAAUCUCUGGGAGAAAAAGGCGUAUUUCUCGCCCGAGCUGGUUGCUCAGCUCCGCACGGCCUUGUCCAAUGGCUCGGCCGAGAUUACUGCUGUAAACCUCGAGCUCUCGGAGAGCUCACUAAAGCUCGCAAAGGAUGCCCCAUACAUUCUUCCCUCCUUCCACGGAGACGCCUCGGUUCCAUGGUAUGACCUGCCUGCUGGAACUUGGUUACCUCACAUCACCCCGAACUCUUCUAGGCCUAUGAUCCCUGACCAGGUCCGCCCUAUUCAGCUGGCAGCGGGGCCUGCUGAGAAGCGAGUCGUGGAUGCUGUCAAGAUGUUGUUGAAAGAUGCAGACUACAUCUACUCCAAGGAUAGCGAGCCGAGUGACGACCUACAUACGGGAUACAGUGAAAUGGGCGAGCGUAUCAUCCUGGAUGAGAUUACAGGCGAGGUUAUCGGA